GAGGGAAGCAGCAGGCACUGUCUUCAGCUUCCUGCACGAUCUGCUCCAAAUACUUUCACUUUUCUUUUCUCCGGAAGCCUGGCCCUCUCUGCAUGUGGCAAAGCACAGACUUCCUGUUUCACCCACUGCCAUCUCCCUGCUGUUCUCUCAGUCUUCCAGGAGUGAUCCCUGGCCCAGCCCCUGGACCGGGAAAGGGGCAGGAGCAGGUGGCUGACCCAGCAUCCAGGAUGUUCACCAUGACCAGCGCCUUAGAAGAGGCUCUUCUCCAGCACUUCGUAUACCAGAAGCUGGAGAUUGCCUAUGCCAUAUACAAGCCAUUUCCCUUCCUCGAAGGCCUCCGAGACAGCUCCUUCAUCACGGAGACAAUAUACCGGGAAUCCAUGGAAGCCUGUAGAAACCAGGUCCCUGUACCCAGAGUGGUGUACAACAUCCUCACCCACCUGGAAAAGACCUCCAAUCUGUCAUUUCUGGAGAUGCUGUUCAGCCGAAUUAACCUGCGUGAAUACCCCAACCUGAUGAUGAUUCUCAAGGGCUUCAGAAGUGUUGUCAAUUCCUACGGAGGAUGGAACAGAGCUGCGCUGACCCUCCUCGAAACUCCAGCCAACCCAGGAGGAGGGCGCUCCCUCCAGACGCUGCUGCCGCUGCCCCCACCCCAGAGCCACCCACCCCAUGCUCCCAGUGUCACUGAGCCCAGCGCAUCCACACAGCACAGCGCUGAGAUCACGGGCGAACCAUCCAGCCCUUCUGACCCUGCCGUGGCUCUCCCCAGAACCACCCAGGAAGGAAGGAUCACUCCAGAAGACUCACAAGAGAUACCCGGCACUGCCCCCGACACUGUGCAAGUGAUAACAGAUGACUCUCCUGAACCAAAUGACCCCAAAGAGCUCCAGGAGGCAUCCAGCAUACCUCCCAACAAGAAAGGAAAGAAAAGAAAAAGAAGUAUCUGGUCAACUCCAAAAAAGAGACACCAGAAAAAAAGGCUCCCAAAAGGGAGAACCUCACCGCGGCACAGAAGCCAAGAGAAGCUCCAAGAGGUGGAUCAGGCAACUCAAAGGAAGGAUGAUUCACCCAGCAAGUCAAAUGUCAUGACAAGUGUCCAAAAGGCAAGCACCGAAUGUGCCCAAACCUCUGGACCGGAGGAAACCAGUGAUGACUCUUCAGCAAUGAAUGAAGAAAAGAGGCCCCAGGAGCCACCCAGCACACCACCAAGCGUCCUGCGUGAUCCAACAAAUGAUGGAAAUAAACCAUCUUUGGGAAAAUCUCCUGGGGAAAAGCGAAAGAGGACAGAAAAAUACAACCUGCCAUCUUCAAAAAGAAGACAGGAAAACAAGCUCCCAAGAACCUCACCUCGGCACAGAAUCCAAAAGAAGCUCCAUGUGGUGGAUCAAACAACUGAAAGGAAGGAUGAUUCCACCAGGAACUCAAAGAUCAUGACAAGGGCUCAAAAGGCAAGGACUGAAUGUGUCCAAACCUCUGGACCAAAGGAAAAGAAAAGGGAAAAAAAUGUCAGUCCAAGUUCAACAAGAAGGUGUCAGAAAAAUAUUCUUCCAAAGGAAAAAGCCAAAGAUGAAACUGUGGAUUUUCUCUCUCCUGAACUUCCUGUGACUUGUGGUAAAGCCAAAGGCAUUUUAUAUAAGGAGAAAUUGAAACAAGGAUCCUCAGAGAAGUGCAUUCGGAAUGAGGCGGGGGUCUGGUUCACACCAAAAGAAUUUGAAAUCGAAGGAAAACGGGCAAAUACAAGGAAAUGGAAGCAGUCUGUGCAUUGCAGAGGAAAGACCUUAGAAGAGCUGCUGAAGAAAGGACUUUUACUCUGUCCUCCAAGAAUAAGUGUCAAGAGAGAGUGGGAAAACUCCAAGGAAUGUGAGGUGUGCUGUAGAGGGGGACCACUCGUCUGCUGUGACACUUGUCCAAGAGCCUUUCAUGAAGACUGUCACAUCCCGUCUGCAGAGGAGAGGAGCCCAUGGAGUUGCACCUUCUGCAAGAUAAAGGAGUCUUCGGGAAGGCAGCAGUGUCACGGGGAAUCUGAGGUCCUGGAGAGGCAGAUGCAGCCUGAGGAGCAGUUGAAAUGUGAGUUCCUCCUCUUGAAGGCCUACUGUCAUCCACAAAGCUCCUUUUUUGCAGAAACCCCACCUAAUAUUCGAGAUUAUGGAGAGCCCUUUAAGGAAGCCAUGUGGUUGGACCUGGUUAAGGAAAGGUUGACAGAGAAAGUGUACACAGUGGCGUGGUUUGUUCGCGACAUGCGCCUGAUCUUUCGCAACCAUAAAACAUUUUACAAGGCUUCCGACUUUGGUCAGAUAGGACUGGACUUGGAGGCAGAAUUUGAAAAGGACCUCAAAGAGGUGUUUAUUUUUUGCAAAGCCAAGGAGAACAGCUUCCAGACUCUUUGACCCUGUUCUAGAAAGACUAAGGCACCGCAACUUCCGGAUCCAGAUGACGUGACCCUGGCCAUCUUUAGACAGUCAGUGAGUCUGGGAUGCUAUUGGUAGCCCUCUUGACUCAAAUCCAGAGCCUUCAUACCAUCAUCCUACCUUCUUUUUUGUUGUUGUUUCUUUCUACACCUAAAAGAAUGUGUGUGUGUGUGUGUGUGUGUGUGUGUGUGUGUGUGUGUGUGUGUUUAAACUACAUCUCUAAUCCCCAGCCAACACCACAGGCCUCUUCCUUGUCAAUAUGUCCAACUCUCUUCUCCCACAGUUAUCUAUUCUCAUUUGCUCAACUAAACUACGAGGAUAAUAGCUUCAGAAUCUCUACAGUCCUACCACUAUGAAAAAGAAAUUAAGCUGAAUCCUAAAUUGUGUGGAAAUUAUUUUGCUCCUGUUCUAUAUGUAUAUUCUGUUAUAUAGUGUUUCUGUUAUAUAUAUGUGUGUGUGUAUAUAUAUAUAUAUAUUAUAUAUUUCAUAUAUCAUUGCAGAGAGUAUUUUUCAGAAUUUUGCUCCUGUGUUUAUGAAUGAGGUUGGUCCGUAAGCUUCUGUGUACUGUCAAAAUCAGAUGGCAGGGCUAUCCCAGCUUGGCACAAGAAUGCCUAAAAUUUUCUACCCUUUAUAUGCUCUGGAAUAGUUUAUAAUGUUUUAAAUGAACCAAUUCAUAAAAUUAUAUAGCCUACCAUUCUUUGUAGAGCUAAUAUUGACCAUGUUCUCUGCUUUUACGGGGUCAUUAAACUAUUCAGAUAUUCUUUUGCUUUUUGAAUCAGUUCCACUUUUACAGUUUUCUAAGAAGUCAUUCAUUGCGUGUAUUGUUUAUACUUGGCCUUAUUUCUGCCAUAUUAUUUUAUUCCUUCUCUUUGGAAUACUUUCAUGUGAUUUUUGUCUACAUUUUCUUUGUUUUUACCUUCUAUUCUGGAAGGCAUUUGUGAGAGUUUUUAAUUCUAAUAUUUACCUGCGAGUUUUCCAAACGUGUUUUUUACUUAUUUUUUAAAUGUCAGAGCCAGGGGCGCCUGGGUGGCCCAGGCUGUUGAGCAUCUGACUCUUGAUUUCAGCUCAGGUCAUGAUCUCAGGGUCCUGA
Molecule: messenger RNA, 3498 nt
Organism: Zalophus californianus (California sea lion)
Lineage: Eukaryota; Metazoa; Chordata; Mammalia; Carnivora; Otariidae
Gene: SP110
Product: SP110 nuclear body protein
Biological process (GO): regulation of transcription by RNA polymerase II
Cellular component (GO): nucleus
Molecular function (GO): DNA binding; protein binding; DNA-binding transcription factor activity, RNA polymerase II-specific
Source: RefSeq, a predicted model, not a curated record